Colius striatus (speckled mousebird) is the source of this 9125-nucleotide messenger RNA. It is a transcript of the gene SLC6A6, whose product is annotated as solute carrier family 6 member 6. NCBI's taxonomy places the organism in Eukaryota, Metazoa, Chordata, Aves, Coliiformes, Coliidae. Gene Ontology annotation, biological process: taurine transmembrane transport; sodium ion transmembrane transport; neurotransmitter transport. The record is from RefSeq and is a predicted model, not a curated record. The transcript is spliced from 19 exons. Gene Ontology annotation, molecular function: taurine:sodium symporter activity. Gene Ontology annotation, cellular component: plasma membrane. The coding region runs from base 483 to 2468 and encodes 661 amino acids.
GCUAUUUAUUUAAUGGUGUUACAUUGAGAGGUAUUCACUGACAGGGAGGUUUUUUCAGCCAGUGGGUUUCCUGGGUCCUGUCCUUCAGACUCAAAGAUGGAGGAGACUGGUACUUCAGUGCUGAGCAAGGUGCCAUGAGCCAGCACUGGCUAUACAGCAAGGCAGAACCAAUUUGCCUGUUUAUCUCUGUCACGGGGACUAAGAUAGUGACCCAGAACCAUAGAUGCUAGAGAGAGAGGAAGACGGGAGAUGAUGUUGAGAGCAAGUCCCUGAAGAGCAAGGAGAAGAAUUCCCAGAUACCAAAUGGAACUUUUUCUGGAUACAAACCCCCCACUGUUUUCAGCCAAUCAAAAAUCUAGUCUGCUUUAGAAGAGAACUAUGCCAUUUUUGCCUGGAGCUGAAUAAGAUAUAACCCCACUGCCUGCUUGCUUGAAGGAAGAGAAAAUCCAUUCAGGAGAGACGACUCUUCAUUGCCUCAUCCUAUGGAGGAAUCACCACUGCCCAUCUACAUUGAGGAGGGGACAGAAGUCCCGAUUGCCAAAAAGGAGUUGAUUGCUCUUGGCAUCAGGCAAAUCUGGACCCAGAAGACCACAGAAAGCAAAAACAUGGCAACAAAGGAAAAGCUUCAGUGCUUGAAAGAUUUCCACAAGGACAUCCUCAAACCUUCCCCCGGCAAGAGCCCGGGGACACGACCUGAGGAUGAGGCAGAAGGAAAGCCGCCCCAGCGGGAGAAGUGGGCGAGCAAGAUCGACUUUCUGCUGUCCGUGGCUGGUGGAUUUAUUGGUUUAGGCAACGUCUGGCGGUUUCCGUAUCUCUGCUACAAAAAUGGCGGAGGUGCAUUUCUUAUACCUUAUUUCAUUUUCCUGUUUGGGGGAGGUCUUCCCGUGUUUUUCCUGGAGGUGGUGCUAGGACAGUAUACCUCUGAAGGUGGAAUUACAUGCUGGGAAAAGAUCUGCCCUAUUUUCACUGGAAUUGGUUAUGCUUCCAUAGUGAUUGUGUCCCUUCUGAAUGUAUACUACAUUGUGAUCCUGGCCUGGGGACUCUACUACCUGUUCCAGUCGUUCCAGAGCGUCCUGCCAUGGGCACACUGCCACCAGAAGUGGAACACACCAACCUGUGUGGAAGACACUCUCAGGAAGAACAAAACUCUUUGGAUAUCACUGAAUGCCACUAACUUCACCUCUCCUGUCACAGAGUUUUGGGAGCGCAAUGUACUGAGCUUGUCAUCGGGAAUUGAAGAUAUUGGUAUUAUCAAGUGGGAUCUAGCUCUGUGUCUUCUUCUCGUCUGGGUGAUAUGUUUUUUCUGCAUUUGGAAAGGAGUCAAAUCGACUGGGAAAGUAGUGUACAUCACAGCCACCUUCCCAUUCAUCAUGCUCCUUGUCCUACUCAUCCGUGGUGUGACCCUGCCUGGAGCUGCAGAAGGCAUCAAGUUUUAUCUUUAUCCUGAUAUCUCACGGUUAGCUGACCCACAGGUCUGGAUAGAUGCAGGGACACAAAUCUUCUUCUCAUAUGCAAUCUGCUUAGGAGCAAUGACUUCCCUGGGGAGCUACAACAAGUACAAAUACAACUGCUAUAGGGACUGUUUGCUGCUGGGAUGCCUGAACAGUGGUACCAGUUUUGUGUCUGGCUUCGCAAUUUUUUCCGUCCUGGGCUUCAUGGCACAAGAGCAAGGGGUGAACAUUGCUGAUGUGGCAGAGUCAGGUCCAGGCCUGGCCUUCAUUGCCUACCCAAAAGCUGUGUCCAUGAUGCCACUGCCCACCUUUUGGGCAAUCCUUUUUUUUAUUAUGCUUCUGUUGCUUGGACUGGAUAGCCAGUUUGUUGAAGUUGAAGGACAGAUCACGUCAUUAGUUGAUCUGCACCCAUCCUUCCUAAGGAAGGGUUACCGACGGGAAAUCUUCAUCGCUAUAGUAUGUUUCCUUAGCUAUCUUCUGGGACUAACUAUGGUGACUGAGGGUGGCAUGUAUGUUUUUCAACUCUUUGACUACUAUGCAGCUAGUGGUGUAUGCCUUUUGUGGGUUGCAUUCUUUGAAUGUAUUGCUGUAGCCUGGGUUUAUGGCGCUGAUAAUAUUUAUGAUGCCAUUGAGGAUAUGAUUGGAUACAGACCUGGUCCCUGGAUGAAGUGGAGCUGGAUUGUGAUCACACCAGUUCUUUGUGUGGGGUGCUUUAUCUUUUCUUUGGCCAAGUACAAACCACUGACCUACAACAAGGUCUACACAUACCCAGACUGGGCAAUUGGCCUGGGCUGGGUUCUUGCCCUUUCCUCCAUGAUCUGCAUCCCUAUGGUGAUGGUCAUCCGCAUCAUACAGUCAGAUGGGUCGCUGAUUGAGAGGAUAAAGGCGGUGGCUGCCCCCAAGGAAGUGAAUCGGUGGUCCAAAGAAACAGAGAGCGGCACACCCUUCUGCCCCAAUGGAACUUCGAAUGGCGGAUUGAUCAAGCCAACUCAUAUCAUUGUGGAAACCAUGAUGUGAGCUCUCUCUGUGAGAGGAUAAACCUGCUUUAACUGCCGUUUACUAACCAUAGAUUCUCAUAGGACCAGGUUUACAGAGCUUUAUAUUUGCACUAGGAUUUAUUUUUAUUUCUCACAGAGAAAGUUAUUUUUUGUGUGUGGUUUUUUUUUAAUAUUUUGUAAGGUAAUCACAGCAGAUGUCUCUCUGUAGAGGGAGAGCUUUCAUAUCAGACUAGACAUAUUACAGGAAUUUACUAUUAUUGGGUUUUUUUUAAAUAUAUAUAUCUUUAUCUCUAAAUAUUAUACACCUUACCACUUGAAUUGAUUGUCUUGCCAGCAAUACAUUCAAGUCUCAGAGAGCAAUUUUAGGUGCUGGUAUGAUUGGGAGCAGGGUAACCUAAAGAACACACAAAAGGAGCUCUGUUGAGAGAUAUGAUUAAAAAAAAAAGAAAGAUGCUGUUUCAAGAGAAUAUUCAAAGGUGUAGUAUUUCCACCCUCUGGUUCAAUUGUGGUAAACGACAGGCUUCAGGGUCACAUUAGGGAAAGGAUAGAGUUACGUUUAGCACAGUCCCUGAAGAAAGAGAGCCAGGCAGCUGGAGCAGAGAGAGUUUGCAAGGGAGGCAGAGGUUGGGUUUGAAAAGCCUUGGGGCCAUACCUCCCGAGCACGGCGCUGGGACGCUGUCACACAGGACUUUAGGAAGGUGUUUGCAGGACUUGGUAUGAUUCACUCUCUUUUGAAACAUUUGGGUUUUUUAAAGCUUUUGGUGUUGUUUUGUUUUUUUUUUUUACUGAAGUGAAAUGCCUGCUGUUUGUGCACAAGUAGGGAGGUUGAGUACCUGCUCCUGAGUUUUCCAGGAAAGCAUAUCUUAGUGUGGUAGCAAUUCUGACAACUGGGAGGGGCAGCCCAUCCCCAGGGCACCAGGGGUGAGUGCUGAGGAGCUCAGAGGGAAAAAGCAGCACCUGCCCUCUGGGUGCUUCAGAUGUUCCCUUGCUCGUUUGUUUGCUUGUUAAUAAUUGGACUUUGGUUUCAGGCAGAAAAAUAACAGAAUCCCUUCUGGACUCUGACCAUCCAAAGGUGAACACAAACCAGGUCAUGUCUGAUGGGAGGAACAAAACCGCUCACCUGUACCUGGUGUCACCUGUAUUUAUAACAGACACAUAGUUAAUAAUAAUAGAAAUGAAGAUAAUAAUAUCUCUCAGCAAGCAGGUGCUUUUCAUCCACAUAUCUCAAAAAUGUUUUUCCAAGUUUGAUAACCAGGAUUUGCUUUUUUUUUUUUAAAUUUAUUUAUUUGGGGAGAGAGGUCAUUACCUUUGGGGGAACAGGCAAAAGGACUAAGUUCCUUGUCCCAUGUUACUAGAAGCAGUGGAUAUAGGGCAGCCAGUCUCCUUGCACAUCAUUGGGUCAAACUUGCAAUUUUAUUUUUUUUAAGGGCAGGGUAGAGGGUGGCAGACAUAUUUAUGAGGCUUAUGAAUCUUAUCUGAUGAAGAAAUGAUUUUAAGUUAAAGCAAAGGGAACACAUAACACUGGAAUAUUUUGUAUUUGGUCAGAAGGAGUUGUGUACUGUUCCAGGUAGAGAAACCACUACAAGGAGUGUAGGAGUGGAGGUUCUACUUUUUGUGGGCCAAGUGGAUUUUUCCAUGGGGAGCUGCUCCCUUAAGACUAUCCAUAACAUUGGCAAAAGCCUUUAAACAAAAAACUAACCAACCAACCAAACCAACAAAAACUCUAAAAAAAACAACAAAAAACCUGUACAGGUUGUGCUGGGAACAGUUUUCUCUGGUGAAACUCAGCCUUUUCUUGUGGGCAUUGUUUUAGAGGGAGAGGGACUUUUUCUUCUUAUCAUCUACAGGUAGGCCAUCAAAAGGUAUUUAGAGGAAAUGCUUGAUAAAAGUAGAGUUUGUAUCUGCUUAUUCCGUUUGUCAACUUAGUUUGUCAAUUUAGUCUGUCAGGGUAGAGUUUUUAAUUUAAACAGGAACAUAUCCAGUUCUUAACAUUCCUACACAGUAGUUUGUUUGGCUUUUUGUUUGUUUGUUUGCCCCAUGGGCUAACUGGCUGCAGCAGCACAAACACUUGUUGAUGAGCUUGUUGGUUUUCCUGUAACAGAAGAGAAGAGAUUUAAAACUCAGAGAUGGACCAAAUAUUUUUUGUAGCUGCAUCUAUAACUUUCAAAGUCUUUCUUGUUUGAAUUUUUACAUCAGCUGAGUUGCAGCACCAAGAGCAGCCACUGCAAAAUUGCUUUUGUGUUCUUUUUCUGGUUGCUGUAUUAUGGGAGUUAUAAAUGAAUCUUUUCCACAGCUGGAGAUGGCAAACAUCUAAGAUCACCUGCUGGGCAGUAGCCACCCAAAGGUCACUGGAGGAAUUCUGUAUGUGUCAUCAAAUGUGCCCAAAGUAAAGAAACACACAUAUAGCUAACAUUUUAGUUCUUUUUAACAGCUUUAAACUGUCAUAGGCAAGAAAAUGUAUUCCAAGAUAACCCUCUUAGUGCGCUUCAAGUUGGACCCUUAAUUUUGAGUUACAGUUUGUGUUUGCAGUGCCUGGAUGAAGAGGGAGUAGCAGGUUAGAGAGGGGUCUAAAUUAAUGGUUUCAGUUGAGUGUAGAUGAAACACUGAUACUAGAUUUAUAUAUAUAUAUAUAUAUACACACAUUGUCAUAGAGCUGCAUUUGAGAUAUAGUUUGCACAUCAUUUUCAUGCUGUAGAGCUGAGAUAAGCUUUAGUUAGGGAAAAAUAUGGUUUGGCUACAUCAAAGAUGUCUGAUGAGUCAGCUGAGUAUUUAGCCAUCUCCCACGUUGUGGAGAAUGUCUUUGCAUGAAGAACCAGAGGGUAAUACUACACCUUUCAAAGAAAAACUACUAGAGAACUAGAACCCAGCCCCAUUUUGAUAUAAACUGUGCCAUUCAAAUCAGUCUCUUCCAUGUACCAAGUGAAAACGUCUCGCACGUAUGCAACAACCUCAUUGAAGCGUUCUCCAUGUCAACUUCUCUGGCCCUGCUGUGCUCUUUAGCAUGACUGCAAGGGAGGGCUGGGACUCACAAAGAGAUAAGAAAUUAUUAUUGAUGGAAAACAGUUCCACUCUCCCCUUUUCCCUCCCCUCCAAAAAAUAUGUAAUUUUCUUAGUUUAUCUGGGGUUUGAGUUCCAGUGAGCACACACGCACAUUUUUUACAGUUUUGGGGGUUUUCCUAACACUUUUAUCAGAUUUCUGAACUUUUCUUGGUGAUAAAUUUGCAUUUCAACAUGAUCCUCUGCUAAAUUUAUUAAAAAAAUAUUUUUUAAAAGUCUGUGUUUUCUACCUAUUUCUGAUUGCAAAUACAACUCUUUGUCUUUUUUUUUCCUAAUUUACUUGUUUAAAACAACCUAUUUUACCUGUUUUAUGUAAAUGAGCAACUCUAUAUUAAAAUAUUAUGACUAGUCAUAGAUGAACUGGUUUUGAUCCCAGCAAAAGUCAGUUUUGACAUGAGGUCUUUAGAAUCAGAUCCCUGUGUUUAAAACCAGAAUAAAAACAAGACAAAAAAAAACCCCACACCUUUUCAUCUUUCAUUCACCUUUGUAUUCUUGGAUUCUUCUGGGCUUGAAAACAGCAGAAUUGCAGCAGGAUUUAUGUCCAGAUGAACUGAAAUCAAGAAAUAGUAGAAAUGUCAAGGGGAGCAUUUACCCCACAAGGUUGUCUGACCUAUUUAUUCUCAGUUUUCCCAAACUUUCCCAGUUCAUCUGUCGUUAGUUAUGAUCUCUCUGAAUGAGCAUCUAUUGUAAAGGACUUUACCAGUAGCCUGUAUUUCAAUAUUUAAGCAGUAUGAUUUCAUAAAUAGAACUAGGUUUUGUUGUUCUCAUUUUCCUUCUCAUCGUUAAUUUUCCUUUUUAUCUGGUCCAAACAGAUCCACACACUUAGAAAGUCCUCUUUAAAGUCUGAGAUAGUAGGUCCACAAUGGAUUUGUUCUUGUGUUGUAAAAUAAAAGCACAAAAGCCUAUCAGCUGUGUUUACCACAUAGAACAAUGCUGGUGGUCACCCCACAGCAGCAGUGCAGCUCCUGGAGUGGAAGGGAGGUAUGAAUGGUCUGCUGAAACAGCUCAGCAAAACUUACUUUUGCUGCUGUUCUUGGGGAGAGGAGAAAAAGUAACAACAAAAAGAUACAGCCUUACAUUUGCUGCACCCCCCCCAACCCUCAAAAAAAAAAGCCCAACAUCCAUCAGCAGAGCCUUUAACAUCACCAUCAGGAUAGCAUCUUCUGCAGCUAUUUUCAGUCCUGUGUGCAACCCUUUCUCAACUGCAGAUACUCCAGGUUCCUCUUCUGUUAGACAAGUCAAGGUCAGCUGGAGGCACAUGGAUAUUUCCAUUUCACAGGCCUUUUAUAAGUCUCCUAGUCUGUUUUUAUUUGCUAAGGAGACCUAGAGUUUCAUUGAGGUUGUGCUGGUCACACUUGGGUUCAAAGCUCCCACUUGUUGCAUCAAUGGCAAAACUCCAUCUGUGGGAGAAGUAUUUGCAUGUUUUUGACAAACUGAUUAGCUUCCACAUCUUGUUGUCACUGCAGGAUCACUCAUGGAGGCAUAAAUGUAUAUAAAAAUGUUAAAUAAGCUGUGCAUUAAAUGGAGUGGACAAGUUAGUUAAGCAGCUCAAGUACACUUGGAAGAAAGAUGACUCUGACAUCAUUUCCAGGAGAUCCAAAGUUGCUCACUUCCACAACAUUAAAUAAAUAAAUAAAUCUGUGUUUAAGUAGACUAAUAGAGGAAAUUGUCCACCCUCCUGUGCAUACACAAAAGUGGGGACUUACUUCCAGGCUGAAAAUCUUGUGUUAGGUCUUGCACAGCUGUUUUGGAUAAGGAUUGAGGUCUCCAAAUGACCUUUUCUAAAUUGGAGGUGUUGGAAGAGGGGAAAGCAAUGACAAAAAUCUUGGACCGUGGCACCUCCAAGGAAGCCUUACAUUUGGACUAGAAUCCUCCCCUGGCUUCUUGUAAGUGCCACAUGGUUCCUGGUGUGGGAGGGUGGGUGUGGUGUGGUUUCAGGCAGCUGCCUAGGACUUGUUUUCCCCAAAAUCAGCAUCCAAAGCCUUGUGGUUAGGAUUGAUGUGUAGUUGUGUGUUUGUGUAAUUGCAUGAGCAAAGGUCAGGAACUGUCAGACCCUAGUAGCUUGUUUUAUUUCUUGUAAUCAAAGAUAAACUUAAGAAAGAUUAAUUUGAUUUACUGAUAAACUUAACACUUAAGAAAUCCAUGAACUAGUGCAAGAGAGGCCCCCUGAGCUCCAUACUUUGGUCACAAAAACAUUCUAUCAGUAUGGAAUAUGAAUGGUCACUUUGAGUUUAUAGGAAAGCUUGCUCAAGAAAGACUUCAGCAUAACCAGCACUAGCCCCAGCUAGAAAACUGCCCAUUCUGGCCCUGCACACUCCACCAGAUCAUGGCUCUUUUCUGCCAGCCCAAAAUAAACCUGUAUAUGGAAAAUUCUUCCUUAAUUAAAAAAAACCCAAAAAACUCAAACAAAACCUCCCACAACUGAAUUUGUUUGUUUCUAUUAAAAAAAAAUCAAAAGUCUAAGUUUUCUUUCCCCAGCUGUCAAUCAGUGAUUUCAAUUUACCCUUGUCCUAAAGAAAAAAAGAGCAGAAAAGGCUUCAGACACCAUUUGACCAACAAAAAGAGAAUCAAGCUCGUAAUUUUUCAAAUUGAAAACAUUAAGAAAAACAAAUCACUCCCCCAUGCCCAUCAAAGGUGGAAAACUUCAGUGAGAGGGUUUGCAACUGGAAAAGAGCCUGAGCCUGCUGGGAUAUUAAAUGGCAGAAUAGAUGCAGCCUUUUUGUAACACUGCUGUGUCCCAGUUUGAAGUAAUCAGUAAAAGUGUCAGAAUUUAAUUGCCACAGCCCUAAGGUUUAGGAAUAAAAAUGAGUUUACAACAGGGUGAGUUUUGGAGGCUUCUUCCCCAUGGUUUGGCUUGGCAGUGCACAGUGGGACAGUGCUGCUCGCUUUCCCAUUUGCAGCACAGAGAAAACGUGGCCCAACUUGAGACAUCAGAAGAAGUAAUGGGGAAAAAUAUAGUUGAAAAAGGCAAAAAAAAAGAGAAACUUGAUUAUGCUAAGGAGCUGUGCAUGUGUGCUUUUGUGUAUGUGCAUAUGUGGGGGAAGGCUCCAGUCCUGUAGUAUAGUACAUGUCAGCAUGAUACAUGUGGUUUCUGAAUCUGCUUCUGCAGUUGAGAUGUUAAAAAGAUUAUAUAUUGAAGACAAAAAAAUCUAAGUAAAAAAAAAAAAAAAAAAAAACAAGAGAACAGUGGCAAAAUCAUGUUGAGAGGCUGAAAAAAAUCCUGAGGGGGCAAGUUUAGUUUGUCAUCUGCUCCUGUACCAGAAGCCAGUGAUGGUCUCUCAGCAUUGCAGCAUCCCAGAACUGUUCUGAAGUGCUCGUUGUUCAAUAGGAUGUUGUUUUUCUCCAGUGUAAUGUUGUGAUUGUUACCUGAUAAUGUUGCCAGGGACUUUACAUUGUAAGAGGUGGUCCAUCUUGUUUGGUGUAUUUGGCUAAAAAAAAAAACCAGUUGUGGUGGUUUUUUCUCUAAAAAAUCCUUUCAAUUCCUAGCAACUGUGACUGCAGUAACGUGAUGAGUAGCACAUGCAGUGAGGUCACAGCAGUGAUGGGCCUCCUGAAAAAUGUCAUCUGAACUUUUUGUAAAAAAAUAAAUACAAAAAAAUAUUUUUAAAACAUUUUAAAA